Molecule: messenger RNA, 4628 nt
Organism: Trichechus manatus latirostris (Florida manatee)
Lineage: Eukaryota; Metazoa; Chordata; Mammalia; Sirenia; Trichechidae
Gene: SOS1
Product: SOS Ras/Rac guanine nucleotide exchange factor 1
Exons: 23
Coding region: 47-4048 (1333 amino acids)
Biological process (GO): positive regulation of GTPase activity; Ras protein signal transduction
Cellular component (GO): plasma membrane
Molecular function (GO): protein heterodimerization activity; guanyl-nucleotide exchange factor activity
Source: RefSeq, a predicted model, not a curated record
CGGCCGCCGCCGCCCCCUCCCCGCCCAGAGGCGCCCCGGGGGCACCAUGCAGGCGCAGCAGCUGCCGUACGAGUUUUUCAGCGAAGAGAACGCGCCCAAGUGGCGGGGGCUGCUGGUGCCAGCGCUGAAAAAGGUCCAAGGGCAAGUUCAUCCUACACUUGAGUCUAAUGAUGAUGCCCUUCAGUAUGUUGAAGAAUUAAUUUUGCAAUUAUUGAAUAUGCUAUGCCAAGCUCAGCCCCGAAGUGUUUUAGAUGUGGAGGAACGUGUUCAAAAAAGUUUCCCUCAUCCAAUUGAUAAGUGGGCAAUAGCUGAUGCCCAAUCGGCUAUUGAAAAGAGGAAGCGAAGAAACCCUUUAUCUCUCCCAGUAGAAAAAAUUCAUCCUUUAUUAAAGGAGGUCCUAGGUUAUAAAAUUGACCACCAAGUUUCUGCUUACAUAGUAGCAGUAUUAGAAUACAUUUCUGCAGACAUUUUAAAGCUGGUGGGGAAUUAUGUACGAAAUAUACGGCACUAUGAAAUUACAAAACAAGAUAUUAAAGUGGCAAUGUGUGCCGAUAAGGUAUUGAUGGAUAUGUUUCAUCAAGAUGUAGAAGAUAUAAAUGUAUUAUCUUUAACUGAUGAAGAGCCUUCCACUUCAGGAGAGCAAACCUAUUAUGAUUUGGUAAAAGCAUUUAUGGCAGAAAUUCGACAAUAUAUAAGGGAGCUAAAUCUAAUUAUAAAAGUUUUUAGAGAGCCCUUUGUCUCCAAUUCAAAAUUGUUUUCAACCAAUGAUGUAGAAAAUAUAUUUAGUCGUAUAGUAGAUAUACAUGAACUUAGUGUAAAGUUAUUGGGCCACAUAGAAGACACUGUAGAAAUGACAGAUGAAGGCAGUCCCCAUCCAUUAGUAGGAAGCUGCUUUGAAGACUUAGCAGAGGAACUGGCAUUUGAUCCGUAUGAAUCCUAUGCUCGAGAUAUUUUGCGGCCUGGUUUUCAUGAUCGUUUCCUUAGUCAGUUAUCAAAGCCUGGAGCGGCACUCUAUUUGCAGUCAAUAGGCGAAGGUUUCAAAGAAGCUGUUCAAUAUGUUUUACCCAGGCUACUUCUAGCCCCUAUUUACCACUGUCUACAUUACUUUGAGCUUUUGAAGCAGUUAGAAGAAAAGAGUGAAGAUCAAGAAGACAAGGAAUGUGUGAAACAAGCAAUAACAGCUUUGCUUAAUGUUCAGAGUGGUAUGGAAAAAAUAUGUUCUAAAAGUCUUGCAAAACGAAGACUGAGUGAAUCUGCAUGUCGGUUUUAUAGUCAACAAAUGAAGGGGAAACAACUAGCAAUCAAGAAAAUGAACGAGAUUCAGAAGAAUAUCGAUGGUUGGGAGGGAAAAGACAUUGGACAGUGUUGCAAUGAGUUUAUAAUGGAAGGAACUCUUACACGUGUAGGAGCUAAACAUGAGAGACACAUAUUUCUCUUUGAUGGCUUAAUGAUUUGCUGUAAAUCAAAUCAUGGGCAGCCAAGACUUCCUGGUGCUAGCAAUGCAGAAUAUCGUCUUAAAGAAAAAUUUUUUAUGAGAAAGGUACAGAUUAAUGACAAAGAUGACACCAAUGAGUACAAGCAUGCUUUUGAAAUAAUUUUAAAAGAUGAAAAUAGUGUUAUAUUUUCUGCCAAGUCAGCUGAAGAGAAAAACAAUUGGAUGGCAGCAUUGAUAUCUUUACAGUACCGGAGUACACUGGAAAGGAUGCUUGAUGUAACAAUGCUACAGGAAGAGAAGGAGGAGCAGAUGAGGCUUCCUAGUGCUGAUGUUUAUAGAUUUGCAGAGCCUGACUCUGAAGAGAAUAUAAUAUUUGAAGAAAACAUGCAACCCAAGGCUGGAAUUCCAAUUAUCAAAGCAGGAACUGUUAUUAAACUCAUAGAGAGGCUUACAUACCAUAUGUAUGCAGAUCCCAAUUUUGUUCGGACAUUUCUUACAACAUACAGAUCCUUUUGCAAACCUCAGGAACUACUGAGUCUUAUUAUAGAAAGGUUUGAAAUUCCAGAGCCUGAGCCAACAGAAGCUGAUCGCAUAGCUAUAGAGAAUGGAGAUCAACCCCUUAGUGCAGAAUUAAAAAGGUUUAGAAAAGAAUAUAUACAGCCUGUACAACUGCGAGUAUUAAAUGUAUGUCGGCACUGGGUCGAGCACCACUUCUAUGAUUUUGAAAGAGAUGCAGAUCUUUUGCAGCGAAUGGAAGAAUUUAUUGGAACAGUAAGAGGUAAAGCAAUGAAGAAAUGGGUUGAAUCCAUCACUAAAAUAAUCCAAAGGAAAAAAAUUGCAAGAGACAAUGGACCAGGUCAUAAUAUUACAUUUCAGAGUUCACCUCCCUCUAUUGAGUGGCAUAUAAGCAAACCUGGGCAUACAGAGACUUUUGACCUGCUCACAUUACAUCCAAUAGAAAUUGCUCGACAACUCACUUUACUUGAAUCAGAUCUCUACCGAGCUGUACAGCCAUCAGAAUUAGUUGGAAGUGUAUGGACAAAAGAAGACAAAGAAAUUAAUUCUCCUAAUCUUCUAAAAAUGAUCCGGCACACCACUAACCUCACUCUGUGGUUUGAAAAAUGUAUCGUGGAAACUGAAAACUUGGAAGAAAGAGUAGCAGUGGUGAGUCGAAUAAUUGAGAUUCUACAAGUCUUUCAAGAGCUGAAUAACUUCAAUGGUGUUCUUGAGGUUGUUAGUGCUAUGAACUCAUCACCUGUUUACAGACUAGACCACACAUUUGAGCAAAUACCAAGUCGCCAAAAGAAAAUUUUAGAAGAAGCUCAUGAAUUGAGUGAAGAUCACUAUAAGAAAUAUUUGGCAAAACUCAGGUCUAUUAAUCCACCAUGCGUGCCUUUCUUUGGAAUUUAUUUAACUAAUAUCUUGAAAACAGAAGAAGGCAACCCUGAGGUCCUAAAAAGACAUGGAAAAGAACUUAUAAACUUCAGCAAAAGGAGGAAAGUAGCAGAAAUAACAGGAGAGAUCCAGCAGUACCAAAAUCAGCCUUACUGUUUACGAGUAGAAUCAGGUAUCAAAAAGUUCUUUGAAAACUUGAAUCCAAUGGGAAAUAGCAUGGAAAAAGAAUUUACAGAUUAUCUUUUCAACAAAUCCCUAGAAAUAGAACCACGAAACCCUAAGCCUCUCCCAAGAUUUCCAAAAAAAUAUAGCUAUCCCCUAAAAUCUCCUGGUGUCCGUCCAUCAAACCCAAGACCUGGCACCAUGCGACAUCCCACACCUCUGCAGCAGGAGCCAAGGAAGAUUAGUUAUAGUCGGAUCCCUGAAAACGAAACAGAAAGUACAGCAUCUGCACCAAAUUCUCCAAGAACACCGUUAACACCUCCUCCUGCUUCUGGUGCUUCCAGUGCCACAGAUGUUUGCAGCGUAUUUGAUUCUGAUCAUUCGAGCCCUUUUCACUCAAGCAGCGAUACCGUCUUUAUCCAAGUUACACUGCCCCAUGGCCCAAGAUCUGCUUCAGUAUCAUCUAUAAGUUUAACCAAGGGCACUGAUGAGGUGCCUGUCCCCCCUCCUGUUCCUCCACGAAGACGACCAGAAUCUGCCCCAGCGGAAUCUUCGCCAUCUAAGAUGAUGUCUAAGCAUUUGGACAGUCCCCCAGCAAUUCCUCCUAGGCAACCCACAUCUAAAGUCUAUUCACCACGAUACUCAAUAUCGGACCGGACCUCUGUAUCAGACCCUCCUGAAAGCCCUCCCUUGUUACCACCACGAGAACCUGUGAGGACACCUGAUGUUUUCUCAAGCUCACCACUGCAUCUCCAACCUCCCCCUUUGGGUAAAAAAAGUGACCACAGCAAUGCAUUCUUCCCAAACAGCCCUUCCCCCUUUACACCACCUCCUCCUCAAACACCUUCUCCUCAUGGCACGAGAAGGCAUCUGCCAUCACCACCAUUGACACAAGAAGUGGACCUUCAUUCCAUUGCUGGGCCGCCUGUUCCUCCACGACAAAGCACUUCUCAACAUAUCCCUAAACUCCCUCCAAAAACUUACAAAAGGGAGCACACACACCCAUCCAUGCACAGAGACGGACCACCGCUGUUGGAGAAUGCCCAUUCGUCCUGAGUUCCUCUGUACUGGGGAGUACACUUUCCUAGCCUCAAAUCCGUUGCUGGCGAUGGAUGCACUGAGCAUGCCAGCACUGAGGGGUUACAAUGAGAGCUCCAAACACUAAUGACUCUGCUUCAAGAUGCAGUAUAACACAAUGGAUUUUAACCUAGACGUUUAUUAUACACUGACAGUGGUAUUCCAGUUUAGAAUACGGAAAGACUGUUCUAGAGGAAUUGGACAACUGGUUGCACCUGAAAAUCAAGUAAAGGGACUUUUUCCAGCCACUAGGCAGGAGCCCUCUUUUUGUGAAGUGAUCUUUAUCAUUAAAGGGAUGGAAAACACAGUCUAGUGUCCAGCAGGCCCACAUAAUGACAGUUUUUGUAAUUCAAAAUAUGCACUUUUAAAAAAAAAAACAAAAAACAGGGAUCUUAAUACCCUCCUUUGUUUUUCUUUGCUUUACUCUUCCUACUUUAGAAUAUUUUCUUAAAAAUCAUUAAAAGGACUGUGAGGAAAGGCUGUGGUACCUGACCUUGUUGGACUCAAGGCCCAGCACUGUACUACAGUCCUGUUUACAGAUUAUUACAGUGAAUUAAAU